UGGAGCUACGUUCGUACGGGUGUCAUAUACCAAGAAGUCCGUAGUUUUUGGAGAAAUUUUCUUAAAAACUAAAUAGUAAGACAUUAAUAUUAUAGAAAAUGGCAGAUCCUGAACUUGAAGCAAUACGACAGCAACGAUUAGCCCAGUUACAGUCACAGUUUAAGUCUGGCAAUGUUGAUAACAAACAAGCAAUGGAGGAAAAAAGGCAACAAAUUGAAGAUAGAAGGAAUGCUAUUCUUAUCCAAGUAUUAGAUCAAUCUGCUAGAGCAAGACUAAAUACAUUAUGUCUUGGAAAACCUGAGAAAGGAAAAAUGGUAGAAGAUAUGAUAUUAAAUAUGGCACAACGUGGUCAACUAUCUGGUAAACUAGGAGAGAAAGGACUCAUUAGUCUACUUGAAAGUGUAAAUCAACAAACACAACGAAAAACUGUUGUUAAGUUUGAUAGACGAAGAGCAGCACUGGAUUCUGAUGACGACGAUUUAUAGCACUUCUAUGUAUUUUUGCGGUUU
Habropoda laboriosa is the source of this 509-nucleotide messenger RNA. It is a transcript of the gene PDCD-5, whose product is annotated as programmed cell death protein 5. Lineage: Eukaryota; Metazoa; Arthropoda; Insecta; Hymenoptera; Apidae. Gene Ontology annotation, molecular function: DNA binding. Gene Ontology annotation, cellular component: nucleus; cytosol. Bases 99 to 485 code for a protein of 128 amino acids. The transcript is spliced from 4 exons. The record is from RefSeq and is a predicted model, not a curated record.